CACAGGAAUUAUUCUUUACAGACCUCUGAAAGACUGCCUUCUAACCCAAAGAACAGUUACAGGAAAAUAACUAUCCCCACCCCAACCCUGACAAGCCAGGAAGUGUUCUUUUAACCCCAGGCAUGACAAAAGCUCUUGUGAAUGACAACCCCUUCACCCAGUUAAGAACACAGGCUCUGAAAGAGGAAGGCAAAUCCAGGUUUGGAUGCUGGUUAGAUAUGGAUAAGUCACUUAGCCUCUCCCAGCCUUGGUUUUCCCAGUUCUGGCUUCAUGUUGAUGACCGGAAAGAAAACCUAGAGGGCUUCGUGAAGACUUCCCUCAAGUGCCCACCUGCCGAUGGUAAUCCUUGUGUAUUUGCUGUGAGUUGUGAGUGCUGUACAGCCAAAGGUUUGGAACUUACUCAAGUGACCGUGGUUGAUCCUAGCCUCCAGGUGGUCUAUGAUACAUUUGUGAAACCAGAUGAAGAAGUCAUUGACUAUAACACCAGGUUUUCUGGUGUUGAAGAUGACCUGAGGAACACUAGAAUAUCGAUCCAGAUGUCCAAGCCACCCUGUUGAACCUGUUCAGUGCUGACACCGUACUAAUUGGACAUAGCUUUGAACAGAGUCUGUAUGCUCUUAAGCUAAUUGCUAUUUCAGUUGUGGACGAGACAGUUCUGUUUCCUCAUCGGCGAGGUUUGCCUCACAAAAGAUCCCUCUCGUCUAGUGGCUGACCACCUGCAGAGAAUCAUUCAGGACUGUGUCCUGCCAGCUGGAGUCCCCACCCACCGCACUACGGGCAUCUCACCGACACAGCUGGAGGGCGGGAACUUG
This is a messenger RNA of Lutra lutra (Eurasian river otter), 812 nucleotides long. RefSeq names its product putative exonuclease GOR. The record is from RefSeq and is a predicted model, not a curated record. Gene Ontology annotation, cellular component: nucleus. Lineage: Eukaryota; Metazoa; Chordata; Mammalia; Carnivora; Mustelidae. Bases 123 to 557 code for a protein of 144 amino acids. The transcript has 7 exons. Gene Ontology annotation, molecular function: exonuclease activity; nucleic acid binding.